AUGUCGACAGGUAAAGAACGCAAAUAUAGUCUCCUAAAUCGUUUAGUACGACUCACAGUCAAACCACCACCGAUAAAAGAAGAAGUUCGAUCAGAAUCAUCGCUUCCCAAAUUUGUAUAUCAAUUACCACAAAGCUUUUUCGAAGCUGUAGACAAUGCACGAAUAGAAGCUGGCUACGAUGUUCUACCACGUUUUCAUCAAUCAAAUGGAUCUCAUCGUCAAAUUAAACAUCAACAUACUCGAUCACCUGUGAAAAAAGUUCGAUUUAAUUUAGAACCUCAAAAACCUUUACAUUAUCAUAAGACAAUAACUCAAUCUUCAUUGCUAAACUUGCCAAGAAAACGAACUUUAUCGACAACUACUUCUAUCCAAUCCAAUGAUGCUUCAAGAAAUUUUCAUCGUAAAGAAUUUGUACAAAUACUAUAA
Messenger RNA from Rotaria sp. Silwood1, 426 nucleotides. NCBI's taxonomy places the organism in Eukaryota, Metazoa, Rotifera, Eurotatoria, Philodinida, Philodinidae. The record is from the annotation of a GenBank genome assembly.